AGGUACGUUAAUGAUUUUUUGGCGAGCACAAAGGUGAAGAUUAAAUCUUCCACCUUUUCAAAGAAUUACAUUCAACCGCAGCCGGGAGUACCUCUAGGGACACCUGAAAGUCCUGGUAUCGAUGAGGGAAUUCCGAUCAGUACCGAUAAUCAAGUGAAUCUAGAAGAUUCCCCUCGCAUCUCCGAGCCAACCAAAAUUAUUCCAGAGGAACCACAAGUGACUGAUGAACAAAUAUUACAGCAGAAGCAUGUGAUAUUUGAAGAACUUGUUGAAGACAAUGUAGAGCCGUCUGACACCUCAUACGGAAGAAUUCCUCGUGGGCGAGCACCGAGUCUUGGGGUCGCCAGUCUAGUUCCAAGUUUUGGAAAGAUGAUAUCUUCCCUGGAAUACUCGGACUCCGUGGGAAGUCGAUCAUCAAUCGAAAGCCCUCCUGAUGAUCUGAAUGUCAUGGAGGGAGGGAGUCCUCCAAGAUCUCCUACACUUCGUCAAACACCGGACAUAAGAUCUAGAUUUUUUUUGGAACCACCUGCUAUUCAGUAUCCUAGUAAGAGCGUUUACCCCGAGGACAAGCAAUUCUUAGAUUCUAGGAGCCGAUUUUUCGGACGCACUUCUCUCAAGGAGAUACCGCAACCAAGACGAUAUCCACAUUGGCCGAGGCAUACAAUAAUUCACACAAUUCGAGCCCUGAAGACCAUGAAAACGAGGACUAGAGCAAGUGAUGCUUCUCAUCACAAGCAGACGACAUUUGGUUCGUCUGUUCUUCUUCAAGGACGUUCCAUUGCGGAGAAAUCGUCGAGUUCUAGUGUUGAACAGGAAGGGGGUCAGUCUCCGGAUUCAAUUUUUCCAAUCAUUGAAAAGAGUACUGGGGCAUCAGGCAGUUCAACAAGUUCAUCGAACGAGAGUACGGAGGAGACAGUUUUGAGAAGCUUUCCGACGAAAUUACCCUCAGAAAAAUCGAAACUAGUUCCUCUGAUUCGAAAACCCUCAUUAAAACUUGAAGAUUUGCCGCCAAUGGGGGGAAUGUAUCAACGGAAGAAGAGGAACAAGUGUUUGGCAUGUAUGUGCAGGGCGAAGUUCGAGGUUAAAGCAAUUUUCAAACGGAUUGAUGAAGUCGAGGAGAUGUCCCCUUACAAAUCAGUAAUUUCAGAAUUUGACAAUCUCCUCGCUGCGAAAUUUACGGAAAAAAUUACAAGAGCGCGAAAGAGAUUGGAAUUUAUGACUGAGGAUGAAGUGAGCCCCCUUCCGGAAGACCAAAAGGUAAGUGCGAAAUCAAAUACACUGCAUGACAAUGGGGAACGGCGACCGAUGAGGACUAGUACUCUGGAGAAAAAAUUUCCACAAAGUUCCGUGAAAGAUGAUCUCAUCUCCACUAAGUCAUUUGUUUCGACGUUAUCUCUUACAUCAGAUCAAUCAAGAACAGUUUCUGACCAUGAAGAUUCUGAUCAUUCUGGCCUAGAACCAGGGGCUGAACCUGGAGAAGAAAUUCCAGGAACAGGUUCUCAAUUUCGAGCGCCUUGUCAUGCACCGUUGAAUCUAAAACCUAGUCUCGAACCUCUGAUGGCAAUGAAAGGGAAAAAAUCGAAAUCAAUACAAUCACGUUCGGCUUCUCUUGAGAAGUCCCUGGAUGAGGGAAGUGAAGAUGACAGUGAUCGUGACGAUGACGAUGAUGGUGAAGAUGGAGUUGCCAAAGUGGCAGAGCAAGUUGUGAAAAAAUUACCUUCUGUCAAAUCAACAGAUGGUCAAGUUUCGAAUACUGCGACGAAUGAAAAGAAGGAUCAAGUUAUCCCAUCGCAAUCGCUCAAACUGGUAUCGCCAGGGGAGGAUCAAGACCAUCAUAAAGUGAAGCCUACACGUGACAGACCAAUUACCCUGACAUCAAAUAGAAAAUCAUUAUCUGAAGAAAUCUACCAUCAACUGAACGUCAAGAUCAGAUCAACCGAUCACAAUCCCAGUCGUUCAUUCGAUCCUCUCACUCCAGUGAUGUCAGACUCUGAAAUAAUGGAGAUGGUACAGCAAUCUCUCGACACCCAAAAACCCAUCAAAGACAUUCUUUUCUCGUUAUCAGAAGAAUACACACAAAAGAUAUCGACAAUGUUAUUCACCAACGCAUCAUCAGGUGAUCAUAAUUCUCAAAAAAUCGCAAAAAUAACGAAUCGUCUGCUGACGCUACUAGUAGAUUCCAAACUCUACCUCCAUCCCGAACUCACUUCCUCUAACCUCGAAUUUGCCUCCAAACAGAAAUCCUACUGCAAUUCCCAGCAGCUGAGGCGAUUUCUUCCUUUCAAGUCCUACAAUCUUGUUGCCCCAAUUCUGGGAAUGCCAGAGUGGCACCCAAAGCGCUGGUCCGCUCUAAAAAGCGCCAGAAGUUUCAAAGCCGGAUUCAAAACAAAGAAGGUAACAACAGUGGUGGAGGAUCCUUCAUCUGUCUCCGCUGUUUCAGCGAGAACGGAAAGCGGUGAUGACGUCGACUUGAUUGUGCAUCCUCCAUCACCGAGGGCAUCUCUCGACGAAGAAUAUCACAAGCAAAAGAAGAUGAAUCCUUAUGCUGCCUUCCUCAGCAAGCCUAGGCGAAAAGCAGUGAUUUGGCGACCUCUAGUGGAACGAGAUCUCGAAGGAUACGAUCCUGAGUCAACAUUGAAAUAUCGGGCUGCCAGAGUAACAGACAAAAUCUGCAAGGACUUCUGCGACUGGUUGAGAUCCCUCGGAGGAUCUCACGAUACCAUCGACGAGGACAUUCUCAAGGACAUGUUCGAGACAGACUUCACAGCUGAAGCUUGCCGAACAAUGCGGAUCUGCGUGAGAGAGAUGCCCAUGGUACCGACUGUCGUAGCAGCGAUGAGGCAUUGCCCGGAGAGUGGUGAACCGCAAGUUACCAGACGGCAACUUAUCAGGGAUGUUCGGGCAGAGAGGAAACCCCCAAAAAUACUGGGCUUCGGAUCGACUGUUCCCCAUCACCUGCGAUAUAUACCUCCUAACAAUAACGUCUAUCGCAAGUGGAUUCACUGUGCAAAUGUUCCCCAGGAUCUCGAGAGUAUGAGUUUCGUUUGGAAAGACAUCACUCAUUUGGACAGCGUCAAAGGCUUCGCUAAUUGGCUCCGUAAACAACCCCACGUCAAGCUACCGCUGGCUCUUCACAGAUUGAAAAAGAAAAAAUAAGAAAUAUGGAACUCUUCAAGAGUCUUUGGGACCAAGAUAUUGAACGGAAUUAAUAUCGAUAGGAAUCCUGUGCAUUAAUUACCCCCAAUUUGUUGAAUCAAGUUUAAAUAAUGACCGGAAUAUAGCUCUACGCAACUUUGAAUUGUUGGAGAAUUAUAAUGAUGUUUAAUUGGGAAUAUGCGUAUACGAAAAGUUUUGUACUUGAUGAAACCGUAAAUUCAGCACGAUCUUAAUGAAUAUGAAAGCUAAUUCCCUCUCAUCGAAUAUUGAUCCGAGUGACUGGUUGCUGCUUCUCGCUAUAAAUAUGGUGAGACAGAAUGUCAAAUGUGGAACGCUAAGAUUUGCGCCUGUCUGUGACAAGAAAUCACCGGGGGAUGUUUGCAGAGAAAGAUAAAUGUCUCAUUAAACAGCUCCAUCUGUCGACACGACCUCUAUCAUUAUCAAGAUGUUCUCGCACCUUGUGCUUCUAAUUAACCCGGUUAUUUAAUGAAUUUUCAAUUUUUUUUACGUUGAACGAGGCAAUGAUGAAAAAUCAAUCGAAAAAUUCUACUCACAUCAAC
This is a messenger RNA of Diachasmimorpha longicaudata, 3716 nucleotides long. RefSeq lists its product as uncharacterized. The transcript has 5 exons. Lineage: Eukaryota; Metazoa; Arthropoda; Insecta; Hymenoptera; Braconidae. The record is from RefSeq and is a predicted model, not a curated record. The annotation marks the transcript as partial.